Molecule: messenger RNA, 1183 nt
Organism: Cladocopium goreaui
Lineage: Eukaryota; Dinophyceae; Suessiales; Symbiodiniaceae
Source: the annotation of a GenBank genome assembly
CAGAUGUGGAAUGAUGUGGCCAUGGCUUUUGCAGCUGCUGAUUCCAGGUGCCUCGGGGAAAGUGGCAGUUGUGAGCCUCGCCACCAACGACUACUACGCGAAGGGCGCCUUUGUGGCGUUGCACUCUGCAGGGCUCCACUCAGGUGUGGACGUGGACAGGCUUCUGCUUGUUCCUGCCUCCAGCAAAAUCUCUUCCGACUGGCUGCGCCGUUUCGAACGACUCAAUAUCAAGGUGGUAGAUGUGCCAGAUGUGCUGCCCAGCUCUGUGUUGCAAGCGGCCAUGGAGGCUGAGCGCCAGAGACUGCAACAGCAGGGGAUCUUGGAGAUCUUGCAACCCAUGCCCUACGGCGGUGCCUUUGCCAAGGUACACGCAUGGGAUCCAGCUUUGGGCUACGAGAAGAUCCUGUUGUUGGAUGGGGAUCUGCUGGUGAAACGCCGCCUCCGACCCCUACUGCGCCUUGAGCCGGUGAGUGCUGGGAAGGACCUGAAUGAUGCAUUCAACUAUGGUGUGGUAGUGCUGAAGCCAGAUGCAGUCAUCCAUGCAGGUUUGGUCAAGCUGUUGAUGCACGCCUCUGAAGAUGACUUGCGCCGUUACAAUACUCGGAAAAGCAGUGAGGUUGGCCUUUGCGACCAGACCUUGGUUGCUGGAUAUGUGGCGGAGAAGACGUCGCUGCACUUUUUUGAGGAAGCGCGGACCAAAGAUGCUGGCACUCCAAAGUUGAUGUCCAGCGAGUUCAAUUUAGUGGUAUCCUACAGGGCCAAGGACCGAUGUGAGGAUCCACGGGAACGACGACAGAUCGACAAGGCUCGACUUGUGCAUUUUGCAAACCAUUGGUUGAACUUCGAGGCUCUCAUUGAAAAUCGCGAAGCACCUGGGCGCGUAGAUAGCCCCAGAUGUUAUAAAGCCGCGUUUCGAUAUUGGCACGACAUCUAUCACCACGGCCUUCAGCUCUCCCAGUUGGCCGAAACAGAUCCACCGGUUUUGCCUCGAUACAAAGCCAUGGAGCCACAGGAGGAUGGCAUGGCGACGCCGGAUGAUGUGAAAGACAUGUUCCUCAGUUUCCAGGACAUCAAAUCAAACUUCUCAAAUUCCCGAGGUCAAGACGGCUCCAAAGAUGUUGAGCUGUGAGCAUUUGAAGCACUGUGAUCCGAAACCUGAGCGUCAAAAUGUGACGGGAAAAAA